AUGGGUUCUUUGCAUGAGGUUGAGGCAUUCAUCCUGCUUGGCCUAGCUCACCUCAGCGCUCUUAACAAACUGGCUUUGGGCUUUACACUUCUAACUCUCAUGUUGGCAUUAACUGCGCUUCUGUUCACACACAGUCAAUUCAACAAUCAGAAACUUGUUCCAAAUGUCUUCGUUGUAGGAGGGGAUGAUGCACAGAGCAUCAAGGCAAACCGAGAGCGUUUUCGUACACAAGCCAAAGAAAUGCUUGAGGAAGGAUACAAUAGGACUGGAGGCGGUUUCUUUUACGUUCCAAGCCCACUCGGGGAGCGGCUCAUGAUACCGACAAAAUACUUAGAGGAGCUGAAAACAGCCCCAAUUGAUCACGUUGAUUUCGUUGCUACUUUCAUUGAAGUGAGUUGCAAUCAUACUUUCCCUCGGUUCCGAGUUUGUUUUGGAAAUAUUAACAGAACCGACGAGAUGUUUGAAGGAAAGUAUACAACCAUGGGAAGCCGCUCAACUCUGCAUCCUCGGGUUGUGAAAGGCCAACUCAAUCACCAUCUAGCCGAAAUCAUGCCAGCAGUCCAGCAAGAAAUUCGCGACGCUUUCUGCGACGUAUUUCCAACUUGUGUAGACUGGACACCUAUUCCAGUUGUGGAUUCUCUGACUCGAAUUGUGGCAAGAGUGUCCAGCUGCAUGUUUGGUGGCACAGAAUUGUCCCGUAACAAAGAAUGGGUUGAGUCAUCUAUAAGCUUUGCAAUUGAUGGCUUCAUUGCCGCACAGAAGCUCAAAGGUUACCCUGAGUUUUUAAAGCCGAUUGUAGCACGAUUUAUUCCGGAGAUCCAAAAGAUCGCAGGACACUAUGCCGCUGCCGAAGCAGCAGCUAUUCCAUUACUUGAGGCACGACGACGCACUGGGGAAGCAGCGGCCGAUCUUUUAUUUUGGAUGGAAAAACAAGCCAUAAACGAAGAGCAUGAUUUGAAGUUUCUGGCUAGCAUUCUCCUCAAAGUGAGUUUUGCUGCAAUACAUACAAGCGCGGCAGCACCUGCUCAGCUGGUUUACGACUUGUGCGAGAGACCUGAGUAUAUUGAACCGUUGCGGGAAGAAAUUCGCAGUGUUGCCGACUGUGAUGGGUUCAUCGACAAAUCUGGGUUCCUUGGCAUGACAAAAAUGGAUAGUUUCAUGAAGGAAAGCCAACGAUUCAAUCCUCUUCUCCUCAUUACUUUCGAGAGAGUUGUCCACCGACCAUUCACCCUGUCAUCGGGAUUUACGAUCCCAGCUCACACCACUAUUGGUAUUCCAACACAGGCAAUUACUAUGGAUAAGUUGCUUUAUCCAAGUCCCGAAACCUUUGAUCCAUUUCGCUUCUCUAAGCUUAGAAAGGAGCAACCAGAAAUGGAUGGCCGCGCUCAGUACGUUUCGUCAAACUCAUCCUCAUUAAGCUUCGGAUACGGUAGGCACGCUUGUCCAGGACGUUUUUUCGCGGCACAGGAGAUCAAAGCCAUAAUGGCUUUUCUCUUGCAGAAUUUCGAUAUGCGGUUUGCCUCAGGUCAGAGUCGCCCAAAAAGCAUACGCGUGGAAACACAGUUUCUUCCGGAUCCAAUGGCAACAGUGGAAUUCAGAAGACGGCAACGAUAA
This is a messenger RNA of Colletotrichum higginsianum IMI 349063, 1614 nucleotides long. Its product is annotated as Cytochrome P450. Gene Ontology annotation, molecular function: monooxygenase activity; oxidoreductase activity, acting on paired donors, with incorporation or reduction of molecular oxygen; iron ion binding. The transcript is spliced from 5 exons. Bases 1 to 1614 code for a protein of 537 amino acids. NCBI's taxonomy places the organism in Eukaryota, Fungi, Ascomycota, Sordariomycetes, Glomerellales, Glomerellaceae. The record is from RefSeq and is a predicted model, not a curated record.